Aspergillus versicolor CBS 583.65 is the source of this 429-nucleotide messenger RNA. RefSeq names its product RidA family protein. Bases 1 to 429 code for a protein of 142 amino acids. The transcript has 2 exons. The record is from RefSeq and is a predicted model, not a curated record. NCBI's taxonomy places the organism in Eukaryota, Fungi, Ascomycota, Eurotiomycetes, Eurotiales, Aspergillaceae.
AUGAAGCAGUACGCGUACAAAGGAUUCGGCGCCAACAGUCUAAAGAGCCACUGGUACUCCUCCGCCGUUCGUACUGGGGAUUUCAUCCACUGUGCUGGCCAGGGCGGAUGGGUGGACGAUAAAGGGACCCAACCCCAGACCGUCCCAGAGCAGAUCGACCAAGCCUUUGUAAAUGUUGCUACCGCCCUUAAAGACGCAGGCAGUGCUGGCUGGUCUCAGGUUUACCGGGUGAACUCGUUUCAUAUCGCCUUAGACGAAGAAGCACAGGACGCCAUGGUUCGAAAUUUCAAGAAGUGGAUGCCUGAUAACCAUCCAACUUGGACUUGUGUCCAAGUUAGUCGUCUUGGUGGACCGCGGAUGUGGGUUGAGAUUGAAGUCUCAGCGUAUGACCCAGAAGGUGCUAAGAAGGAGGGGACAAGCAAGACUUAG